AAAACAAGAAAUUUGUAAAGGAUUAAAAAAGGAGAAAGAGAUCGCUUUUAAAAGUCAUCAUAAUCUCAGCUUUAUCCUCAAACUCAAACCCACCUCAGACCUAACCAUAACUUAACGGGGUUUCACAAUAACUCAAAUUUUCCUUCUCUUCUCUUAAUUCGUUGCUCUAAUCGCCUGCAAAUUAUCCGCUUUUAAGGAUCUAAUGGCAAAGAGCUCCUUCAAGCAAGAACAUGAUCUUGAGAAAAGACGUGCUGAGGCUGCCAGGAUCAGAGAGAAAUACCCAGAUAGAAUACCGGUGAUUGUGGAGAAAGCAGAGAGAAGUGAUAUCCCUAAUAUUGACAAGAAAAAAUACCUAGUCCCAGCUGAUUUGACCGUAGGACAGUUUGUUUAUGUGAUCCGCAAAAGGAUCAAGCUAAGUGCAGAGAAAGCAAUCUUCAUUUUCGUGGAUAAUGUCCUCCCACCUACUGGAGCAAUCAUGUCUGCAAUAUAUGAGGAGAAGAAAGAUGAUGAUGGAUUCCUGUAUGUUACUUACAGCGGCGAGAACACAUUUGGUUUUCUUGCUAUGGAGUAAUGUGAUGUAACUUGAUGGAUUCUCCCGGACCUAAAUAAUUGAAUAGUUGUCAUUUUGGUUUCAUAGUUAUUGUGAAUUGCUAUUUCAACACUCAAAAAGGAGUAAACACUGUAAAUGCUGUAAAUAAUUUGAUCCUAUGAUGUUUAAAUGGUAACUUUUACUGCUUUUAAGACUUGUUAAAGAUAAUGAGACUCGUGCUCUCAGAUGCAAGGCAAAAAUUGAGAUUGUAAAUAUCAUGUGGAGCGAACGUGAGCUUCUGCCACUUAGCAUAUUGCGUGUGGACAAUGAAAAUGGGCCUACUUUGUUUGUUUGUGUU
Chenopodium quinoa (quinoa) is the source of this 887-nucleotide messenger RNA. Its product is annotated as autophagy-related protein 8f. The transcript is spliced from 6 exons. Gene Ontology annotation, biological process: cellular response to nitrogen starvation. Bases 203 to 571 code for a protein of 122 amino acids. The record is from RefSeq and is a predicted model, not a curated record. Lineage: Eukaryota; Viridiplantae; Streptophyta; Magnoliopsida; Caryophyllales; Amaranthaceae.